This is a messenger RNA of Danio rerio (zebrafish), 2282 nucleotides long. The record is from RefSeq and is a predicted model, not a curated record. NCBI's taxonomy places the organism in Eukaryota, Metazoa, Chordata, Actinopteri, Cypriniformes, Danionidae.
AGGGUACAGGUUGAAACAAAAUUGGAUGGGUAAUUUAAUAAAUAAUAUGAAUAAUAUUUGGUAUAAUUAAUGCUUUUACAUUAGUGUUAGGGGUGUUUAAUAAAAUACAAUUAUCGAUAAUUUUUAAAUAAAAUAAAUAUUAUAACUUCCAGCAGCAGCUGUAUCUCUUCUUGUAACAACUGCGUUAUGUGACGGCGUUUUGCAGAACAGCGGCCCCGCAUGGUCAGAGAGCACAACUGCGAGCUGCUGUACCUGGACCAGCGUCUUCUGCUGCCGCCCGGUGAUGUGCAGAUUUCCACUGAUCUGGGGUCAGCCUGAUGAGGGUCCAGUUUCUCACUGGGUGAGUGACUGAGGCAACCAGCAUCCUCAUCUUACAGCCUACCUGUGUGUGCAUGUUUCCCAGUGGGGCAGCAAACAUUUAGCACACGAUACAUUCCCUAAUGACUUUCACAGGACAUCGAUUAAAGAAAGUAACUUGAAGAAACGCUAAAAUGGCUUUAGCAAGCGGACACUGGGUGGAGAAGGAAACUGUUGGGGUCCCACCAAGCCCAAGAUACGGCCAUGCGAUGACUGUGGCGGGAAAUAUUGCUUUCUUGUUUGGAGGAGCAUCAAGCGCAAUCACAGAGGAUGAUCCUCCAAUAUACCUCAAUGACUUUUACAUGAUUACAGUUUCAGCGGAUCAAGUUACAUGGGAGCUGAUGCCCCAGAAAGGUGACGUUCCCUCAAGAAGAGAAGGACACACUCUGUGUGUGGUUAAAGGAAAGCUCUACUUGUUCGGAGGAUGUUCAGACCCUGACGCUAAAGAGUGUCUUCCAGGCAUUUACUGCUUUGACAUCGUAACGCUGACAUGGGAGAAGCUGCUGUCUGGAGGAGUUUCUCUGCGGACACUGAGACACAGCGCAGCAGCUCUGGGGGAAAACAUCUAUGUGUACGGAGGGAUUGUGGACGGACUCGCUACUGAUGACCUCAUGAUGUUCAACACGGCAUCACUGAACUGGAUGCCUAUUAAAACAGCAGGAGCUCUGCCUUCAGAAAGAUAUAAUCACUCGUGCGCUGCGGUCGGGGAGCAGAUCUUUCUGUUUGGUGGAUGUUCAGAGGACGGAUCUCUGCUUAAAGACAUGUACGCCCUCAAUACAGAGACCCUGCUGUGGGAACAGUUUAAAGUAAAGGGAGAUUCUCCUGUUGUUUGUGCUGGUCAAACCUUUACGCCACAUCAUGACAAGGAUAUUUACUUGUUUGGAGGAACGGUCAGCAGUCCUGACGGAGGGGUGUCAUCGACUAACGAAAUUCACAAACUAAGCAUUGCAAAGAUGAAGUGGAAGGUGCCGCUGUAUGUGGGCAUCCCUCCCUGCAGACGCCACGGACACACAGCUUUCAUCAUCCACAGCCAUCUUUACGUGUUUGGAGGCAGAAAUGAAGAGCAAGACUUUAAUGACCUGAAAGUGAUGAAGUUAAUAAACCCCUCAGAGAGACAGCCAGUGAUGAAGGAGAUUUUAUCGGAGUUCGGCCUGCAGGGUGUCAGUAACAGCUUCACUCCGACAAAGAUUCCCAAUGUGAAGUAUGAGCUGAGUCAGUCUCCAGUGACCGUGAAGAGCUGCAGGACUGAAAACAUCAUCCAGGUGAGCGCUCAUAGAGAUUUCAGUGCAGUUCGCGAGGAAGCCAUGAACAUGAUCUACAAAGCGUUUGCCCUGUUAGACGAGGAGUUCCAGAAGCUGGACAGAGAAAAGGAAGCAGUAGCUGCAGACACCGAGGCUCUGCAGAUGGAGAAAGAUGCCCAAAACGAGCUUCUGCUGAGACAGAAACAGGAUCUUCAGGAUCUGCUGGAAAGACACAAAGCUCAGAACGAGGCCUGGCUGCGAGCGCGAGCAGAAGAGAACGACAGGGAGCGGAAAGAGCUGUGUAAACUGAGGGAGGAGGUGCUCCAGGAGCAGGAGAGGCUGAAAGAGGAGCAGAGCAACAUCCAAAAACGCAGCGAGCAGCUCCUGUCCAUAAUGCAGCAGUUCAAAGGCAUGUGAAGACACUGUCUCCAUGGCAACGGCAGAGGGAGACGAAACAGCCAGAUUGAUGCCACUCCCUUACUCUCAUAUUUGGGUUUGUUUGUCUGCCUGAGGACUCGCUUAUUUCUUCAGUGUGUGUGUGUGUGUGUGUGUGUGCUAAUGGAUGUCACAAUGCAUUAGACAACCUCAUUAUCUGGAAUACCUGUGGAACACAGAGUGAUUUAUGGUGCGUUUGAGCAGAUUUUUUCUGAAUCGUGAUGAAGUAAACUGAGGUUGAGCACCAAG